UACACAGAUAAUAAUUUAUUAAUUUAUAUUUUAUAUAGGUUUUUGAGAAAUGAAAAGAAGUAUUACUUAAUAUUUUAAUUUUUAAAAAGUUACAAAAACUAUAAGGAGCUUUUGAACAUUCAACCACAGAAACAAAUUUAAUCUAUUCUGUGAUUCAACCAUCAAAAUACGUAAAAAUCUUGUUUGUUGUUUCUAUUAAUAAUUAAACAUUUUUAAUUAGGUAUAUUAUAAGAAUUUAAAAAUUUGAUACAACUUAAAAGUAAGACCAUGUCCAAAGUUGUAAGAAAAGCUGCUGGAUUUGUAGUUUAUAGAAAAAACUGUGAUGAAAGAAUUGAGUACUUACUUAUGCAAGCUUCUUAUGCAAAUCAUCAUUGGACACCACCAAAAGGUCACUUAGAGGAAAAUGAAUCCAACAUGGAUGCAGCUAUUCGAGAAACUGAUGAAGAAGCCGGUAUUAAACUGAAAGACCUUAGUGUUGAUCAUAAUUUUGAAAAAGUAUUGAAGUAUGAUCCAAAAGAUAAACCAUUUUCCAAACAAGUCACUUAUUGGUUAGCUCGUUUAAUUAAUCCCGAUACACCAGUAGUGUUGUCUAAUGAACAUCAGGAUUUCAAAUGGUUGCCUCUUAUAGAAGCUAAACAAGUGGCUGCAUAUCCUGAAAUGCAAGAAUUAUUUGAUGACUGUGAAAACUAUUUAAUUAAAACUAAUGUCAAGUAGAGUUUAAUAACUAUUUUUUGUUAUUAAUAAAUUGUAUUGCUUCAAAAUUAAUUAUCAAAUAACAUUUACAUGUUACUAAAUAAAUCUUAUAUAUUAUACAUGAAUA
Molecule: messenger RNA, 820 nt
Organism: Metopolophium dirhodum (rose-grain aphid)
Lineage: Eukaryota; Metazoa; Arthropoda; Insecta; Hemiptera; Aphididae
Gene: Apf
Product: bis(5'-nucleosyl)-tetraphosphatase [asymmetrical]
Exons: 3
Coding region: 268-714 (148 amino acids)
Biological process (GO): ATP biosynthetic process; AMP biosynthetic process
Molecular function (GO): bis(5'-nucleosyl)-tetraphosphatase (asymmetrical) activity
Source: RefSeq, a predicted model, not a curated record